Messenger RNA from Nematocida ausubeli, 1965 nucleotides. RefSeq lists its product as uncharacterized. Lineage: Eukaryota; Fungi; Microsporidia. The record is from RefSeq and is a predicted model, not a curated record. Bases 1 to 1965 code for a protein of 654 amino acids. The transcript has a single exon.
AUGGUCAAAAUAACAAGAAGAGCAAAAGAUCCUAAUAGGUUAACUAAAAUAGAGUUAUGUGCGAUUCUUAAUAGAUUGGAGAUCAGUAAUAUUACAGUGCAGAGCACUAAAAAGGAUAUUAUAAGUGUCUUUAAAAGAAACAAGAAGAGCAUAGAGCAGAAUCAAGCUAAGACAAUUCAGAUUCUUAAGGAGCUGGACAUUGCCAAGAGCAAGGACAAAGUACCAAAGAAGACAGAAAAGAGAAAGAGGAGUGAUACAAGCGAUACGCCGGCAACAAAGAGGGGAAAGAAGGAAGUGCUUAAAGAGCCAGCACAAGAGCCAAAGGAAUUAGGUAUAGAAAAGGCAGCAUCAGUAGAAAAGACAGACAAAGAAAGCAUUUUAUCAGAGGAGAGUGCUGCAGUGCCUUCUGAGAUACCUAAGCCAAAGAAAGCAGAAAAACCCAAGUCACAGGAAAUAAAGAAAGUGGCAAGCACAGCCCUUCAAGGAGUUCUUAGCAAAUCAAUGAAAAAAAACAAAGAAGCUGCAGCACAGCCCAUAGAAGCUGCAAAGAAAAAGGUAGAGAGAAAACAAACAAACAAAGAAGUAGACCUAGCAACCAGGGUAAACAUAUAUAUACAAAAGAUGUACACAAAAUGUAUGGUGUUUGCAAAUGGGUAUGGCCGGCUAAUUGUCAUAGGAGCAACUAUAGGAAUAGUUGCAGUGCUUGCAACAUACACACUUUCCAUAGAUCAGGAUAAGAAAGCGCCAGGUGUAGUUGAGUCAGUAAAAAACUAUGUAAUGAACAAAGUGCAUGAUAGAAAUCAGAAAACCCCAGCAAUAAAGCAUAAAACAGAAGAGAUUGCAAAGGUUAAGAAAGAACUAGAAAAAGUGCAAAGAGAUAUAGAGCUUAAAAGACAACAAGAAGCUAUUCAGAAGGCCAAGGCGGAGGCAGAUCGGAAAGCCAAGGUGGAGGCAGACCGAAAAGCAAAGGAGGAAGCUGCUCAGAAGGCCAAGGAAGAAGCAGACCGAAAAGCUAAGGAGGAAGCUGCCCAAAAAGCCAAGGUGGAGGCAGACCGAAAGGCUAAAGAAGAGGCAGAACUAAAAGCUAAGGAGGAAGCUGCUCAGAAGGCUAAAGAAGAGGCGGAUCGGAAAGCCAAGGAAGAAGCGGAUCGGAAAGCCAAGGAAGAAGCGGAUCGGAAAGCUAAGGUGGAGGCAGACCGAAAAGCUAAGGAGAAAGCUGCUCAAAAGGCUAAAGAAGAGGCGGAUCGGAAAGCUAAAGAAGAAGCUGCGCUGAAGGCCAAGGAAGAAGCAGACCGAAAAGCUAAGGAGAAAGCUGCCCAAAAAGCCAAGGUGGAGGCAGACCGAAAGGCUAAAGAAGAGGCUGAACUAAAGGCUAAAGAAGAGGCGGAUCGGAAAGCCAGGGUGGAAGCUGACCGAAAAGCUAAAGAAGAAGCAGAACUAAAAGCUAAGGAAGAAGCGGAUAAAAUUGUACAAGAUCAUAUAGAAGAUGGGGUGGACAUAAGCUCUAUAGAUCAAACAGAACAAGUAGAAAAAUCCCAAACUGAUAAUUCCAAUGAAGUAGCAGAAAGCAACUCUUCAAAUCGCACUACAGUUUUUGGCCAUGCUCUAAAACUAUUUAAGCAGACUGCGCGAUUCAUUUUCAAAAUUCUAAAAGUAUUUGCACUGGGAAUAUUUGUAGUCUUAGUGGUGGGAGGCAUGGUAAUCACAGUUCUUCGUAUUAUGUUCCUAACACGAACGAAGGUAGACAAAUAUAAAGAAUAUAUCGUGGAUAGAAUAUAUAAAAAGAAUAAGCGUGCUUUGCCAGCUGACACAAUUAGAGAGCUUCGUGAGCAGCACCCAGCACUGAGUAGAAUAGAAUGGAGAAUGCUUUGCCAAAGAGUUUUAUUAGACAGCAAUAUCCGAAUUUCAAAAGUAUUGCGGGGAUGCAAGGAGGAAGAUGCUUGGAUCUGGAUAGGAGAUAAUUAA